Messenger RNA from Truncatella angustata, 1608 nucleotides. Its product is annotated as family 4 polysaccharide lyase. Lineage: Eukaryota; Fungi; Ascomycota; Sordariomycetes; Amphisphaeriales; Sporocadaceae. Bases 1 to 1608 code for a protein of 535 amino acids. The transcript has 3 exons. The record is from RefSeq and is a predicted model, not a curated record. Gene Ontology annotation, biological process: pectin catabolic process. Gene Ontology annotation, molecular function: carbon-oxygen lyase activity, acting on polysaccharides; carbohydrate binding.
AUGCUUCUUUCGUUUCUCUUGGCAUGGGCCACUUCCGUUGCUGCCAUUACUGUCACUACAGCUACUGCAUCUUAUACCAUUAACACCGAGAGUAGCUAUGGCUUCACCACGGUGAUUAGCCGUACUACCUGUGACAUCACCUCUCUAAAGUAUUACGGCACUGAGUACCAGUACUCGAGCACUUACAGCCAUAUCGCUUCUGGUCUGGGCUCCGCAACCGUAUCUUACACCACAAGCGGCAAUUAUGUCAUCGUCAAGUGUGUCGCCAGCAGUAGUGAUUUCGACUUGACUCAUUACCUCGUCUUUGCCGACGGCGAGAACAACAUCUAUAUGGGCACUUAUACUAAUAGCGAACCGGCCAUUGGCGAACUACGAUUCAUCUUCCGUCUGACUGGUCUCACGGAGACGUACCCAACUUACUCCUAUGGCGAUGUUUCUGACACGGCUAGUGGCACUGCCAUCGAAGCCUCCGACGUCUACACAGUCAGCAGCCAGACACGUAGCAAGUUCUACUCGUCAGAAAGAUUCAUCGAUAACUCUGCCUACUGUGCUACCGACUCUGGUGCCAGCAUCCAUGCCUGUUGGGUUCGACCUGAUCAGAAGGCCACCGAGAAGAGUUCUGGGGGACCUUUCUUUCGCGAUAUCAACUUGAACUGGGGAGGCAGCUACCACUCGGUCACAUAUUACAUGAACUCCAACCACGCCCAAACCGAGACCUACCGCCAAGGUUUCCAUGGACCUUACGUAUUCUCCUUUACUCGAUCAGGCAUCCCCAAAGCCAGUGACUAUGAUGUCUCCUUCUUCGACAACCUGGGCCUGACAGGUUACACGAAAGCCUCGGGCCGUGGCACCGUCAAGGGUACCGCAACAGGUGUCUCCAGCAGCUUCCCGAUUGUCGUCCAUUGGUAUAAUGCCAACUACCAGUACUGGGCGUACGCUUCAUCCGCCGGGGCCUUCACAUCGCCUGCCAUGGUUGCCGGUACAUACACUAUGAGGCUCUACCAGGACGAGUUUUUAGCUGCUACCCAGUCUGUUACCGUCACUGCUGGUGGCUCAGUCACCUCCAACAUUGCGGCUUCGAGCACCGUUUUGACCUCAUCUCACACAACCAUCUUCAAAUUGGGUGACUACGAUGGUCAGCCUACUGGUUUCUUGAAUGCCGACAAGCAGCUGCGCAUGCACCCGUCCGACAGCCGCAUGUCAUCCUGGACCCCCGGCACCGUCGCCAGCACCGCGGCCUCGUCUCUCCCCAUGGCUCUAUUCAAGGAUGUCAACAGCGGAACCAAGAUCAGCUUCUCCCUGUCCGCGGCUGUCAGUAAGGCGGCGACCCUGCGCAUUGCAACCACACUGUCAUUCGCGGGAGGUCGUCCUCAAGCUAUCGUCAAUGGCUACACCUGCACAGCACCGUCGGCACCCACGACCAUUGAUAGCCGUGGUGUCACUCGUGGCGCAUACCGUGGCUGGGGUGAUAUUUACGACUGCAGCGUCCCGAGCGGCACCUUGGUCAGUGGCUCCAACACCGUCACCAUCAACAUCAUUAGCGGAAGCAGUGGUGAUGACUUCUUGAGCCCCAAUGUGAUCCUUGACGCCAUAGAGCUCUUCUACUAA